This is a messenger RNA of Callorhinchus milii (elephant shark), 1143 nucleotides long. RefSeq names its product vesicle transport protein SFT2B-like. The transcript has 5 exons. Gene Ontology annotation, biological process: vesicle-mediated transport. The annotation marks the transcript as partial. Gene Ontology annotation, cellular component: membrane. The record is from RefSeq and is a predicted model, not a curated record. NCBI's taxonomy places the organism in Eukaryota, Metazoa, Chordata, Chondrichthyes, Chimaeriformes, Callorhinchidae.
UACUGUUUUUCUGAUGGACCUGUCAAACAGUGUAAAAGAAUGUUUGACCCAACUCGGUUGAUAGCUACCAUAGUGAUGCUGAUUUGCCUUGCAUGUACACUGUGUUCUGCCUUUUGGUGGAAGAAGGCUGCACUUGCUUUGAUAUUUUGCUUGUUGCAGUUCCUUGCAAUGACCUGGUACAGUAUUUCAUACAUUCCAUUUGCAAGAGAUGCAGUGAAGAAGUGCUUUACAACAUGCCUCGAUUGAAGAUGGAGUUUGAAAUUGGUGAAGAUAAGAGUUUGGAGUUGCAGAAUGGGGUUUCUGGGCUACACCUUUUUGCACCAGCUUAUACAAAAUUACAAGUUUAGUAAUUAUUAUAAAGUGUGCCUUUAUAAUGCGUUAUCACCAUUAAUCUUGCAUACAUUCGGUGAAGCGUGAUAUUGUUAUCAAUAAUACAAGUGCUGGAAAUGGUCCUAAACCGUGAAGCCUUUCUAAUUUUCUCUAUCUAAGGUUAACAUUGAGAAUGGUGAACAAAAUGUUAAUCUGCAGGGACAUGAUCAAUACAGAUUAAUAGCUUAAUGACUGAUCUGUUUAGUUUGUACUUUAAAAAAAGUCAAAGUCAUUCCCCAGUGAAAUUCGUCAGUCAUUGCAAGUCUGUAAGAAAUGACCGUAUCCAGUGCUGAAAUCUCAGAAGAGACUGAAAACAUAUUUGGUUUCAGCCUCUUGUAAUGAGACAUUAUCUUAAAUAUUGACCAAAGGGAUUAUUGGGUUCACAUACUGUAGACUUAAUUCUACAUGCCUUAACAUUUUAUUUUUCCACAAAUAAUUGCUAUGGAAAUUAAUCGUGGGAAGUGUACCUGUUUACCUACAUUAAUAAUGAAGAAAUGAAAGUGCCUGAAGAUGUCGCUAUUUGGACCAGUGAUGCAGUCUUUUUGUUAUGUAGUUUAAGCACAUUGUUGAAGGAGAAAGAAUAUACUUAAGAGAUUCCAUUUAUUUUCUAAUAAAAUGUGCAAUUUAACCACUGAAUAUUGGACACCAAGAAACAAUUGGCUGUAAAAAAUCAGAAAUCAUUCUCGUGCCUUAUAUUUUUGGGGGGGGGGGGGUGGGAGAGAAAAAGGUGCAUCUUCAGAUAAAUUUGCAGUGCCUUACAAUCAGAUUUUUUUC